AUGAAGCUGCCGGUGAUCUUGCUCGCCCUGAUCCUCGGGGAGCUGGUUUGCUCCGAAGAAGAGGAUGCUCCGAGAGUCAGGACCCCCUUGGGAAGGAUCAAAGGGUACCACAAGGUGUCCCAGCACGGCAGACUGUAUAGAGCCUUCGAGGGAAUCCCCUACGCUUUGCCACCUGUUGGGAAAUUAAGGUUCAAGCCCCCGCAACGGAUCCCUGCUUGGCCUGGUGAACUUCUGGCCACGAAGUUUGGCUCCAUGUGUCUGCAAUACUCCCACUUUCCCGACUCCGAAAAUCGAAGAGUCUUCGGAGCAGAGGAUUGUUUAUACUUGAACGUUUACGCGCCUGUAAAAGAUGACUACGAGCAACUUCUACCGGUGAUUAUUUGGAUCCAUGGAGGGGCGUUCCAGUAUGGAUGUGAUCAUUACACUGGAGCGAAGUACUUAUUGGACCGGGACGUUAUUCUCGUUACGAUCAAUUAUCGACUGGGUCCUUUUGGUUUUCUGAGCACCGAGGACGAAGUGAUACCCGGCAACAACGGUCUCAAGGAUCAGAGCAUGGCUCUGAGAUGGGUUUCAGAGAACAUCGAAUGGUUCGGUGGGGAUCCCAAAAGAGUGACUUUGACAGGACUCAGUGCGGGUGGUGUCAGUGUACACUAUCACUAUUUAUCCCCUCUCAGUGCCGGCCUCUUCCAAGGAGGUAUAUCCUUCAGUGGAACAUCGUUCACUUGUUGGGCUCAGACCGAGAACUCUGCAGAAAAGGCAAAGAAAUUGGGAGCUUUGAUGGGAUGCCCAACGAGUACCACAAAAGAAAUGGUUCGCUGUUUAAGAUAUCGUCCUGCUCAGAGCAUCGUAGAAGCGGAGAAGGAAUUUAUGCCUUGGUUGUAUAAUCCAUUCACACCUUUUGGCCCAGUUGUGGAGAAAGUCGGAGAUGCUCCUUUCAUAGAUAGAAGUCCUGUGGAAAUAGUUAGCAGCGGUAGCGUACAAGAUGUUCCUUGGGUUACAGGUGUAGUCAGUGAAGAAGGACUUUACCCUGUUGCCGAGUUUGCAGCUGAUAGGAGACUCUUGAAAGAACUUGAAGACAAUUGGGAGACGAUAGCUCCACACUUGUUAGAUUUCAACUAUACUGUACCCCGGUCGAAACAUGUCGAAACUGCUAGGGCUAUCAAGAAGCAUUACUUUGGUUCAAAACCUAUCGACAGACUAACCGUCAAACAGCUAAUACAAAUGGUUGGCGAUAGACUAUUUGUCACAUCUGCCGAAGAAGCCGCGAGGAAGCAGGCAGAGGCGAAUCAAAGUCCUGUGUGGUUUUAUUACUACACAUACCGUGGAGCUCAUAGUUUAAGCGAAGCAAUGAGCCACACCAAAGAGAACUUUGGAGUAAGCCAUGCCGAUGAUGCCUACUAUGUUCUGGAUAAUCCAUUUGUCGAUCCAACGACUACACCCGAGGAUCGUGACAUUCAAGAGAGCUUAAUUGAUUUUUGGGUCUCGUUUGCAACAAAAAAAGUUCCCACUUUGGGCGUUGAGUGGCCAGAAUUGGAUCCUUCUCAAACAAUUCUCCAAUACCUUCACAUUGCCGGACCAGGAAAAUUUAAAAUGGAAAGUAAUCAGAAUUUAGGAGAAAAAUCAUUCUGGUCCAGCAUUGAUUUUAAUGAAAACAAAUUAGAAAAAUCGAAAAGUGCAAAGGAUGAAUUAUAACACAUUAGAGGACAUAACAAACUACUGAAAGCCAUAUAAAAAGAACCCCAGUAAUGUUAUCGAAUUUUUCCAUGUAUCUCCAAUAUGUGUAGUUUAUCUUUGAAUUGUUUACACUUACAUUAUCAGCGAUUACUAUGUUGCAAGAAAGUAUUCGUCCAAUUUUUGUAGUGCCUGUGAAUAUUGGAUGGUUGACAUCUCCGAUUCGAAGAGUUCCGACCUAAAAUAUAUUUAAAAGGAUUUAUUAACAUCA
This is a messenger RNA of Orussus abietinus, 1942 nucleotides long. RefSeq names its product venom carboxylesterase-6 (gene Jhe). NCBI's taxonomy places the organism in Eukaryota, Metazoa, Arthropoda, Insecta, Hymenoptera, Orussidae. Bases 1 to 1692 code for a protein of 563 amino acids. The record is from RefSeq and is a predicted model, not a curated record. The transcript has 8 exons.